CUGCGCACUGCAUCCACUCUGCGCGUCUGCUGGAGGAGAUGCGCAUCGCAUAUUUCCAACCAACCGCGUCUGUCCCUGUCCACUAGUCUUUUGGACCACUCUGCUGGUGGAAACGGGGCACGUGUGUGCAGUGGAUACGCCGGAGCUCUGUGAUUCGUGAAGUAAUCGUCGAGCGCUUUCAGGAAUACGCGGAACAUCUCCGCGCACCGAGAGGGAAUAAACCUCAUUUUCACCUACUCGUGCUUUCGAGGGGCAUUAAUUUGUUACUUAAAGUGAGAGACCGAUAUUGGAAAGAUGUUGCCGACGAAAUUAGGGGGGUAUAGGGGCUGAGGUUUAUCCCAUCACUGAAUAUGGAGUAAAACCCCACGUCUUUUCUUGUUUUAAGUGGGAAUACAAGAGUAUCGCAUCACAUCACGAUUAUACGUCUCGCAUUCAAGGGAAAAAUCAUUCCAUUCACAAGCAAUUGGAUGAGAGUCAUACUUGCCCUUGGCAACUAAAGAUGACGUUACUAUGGAAACGACUUGUGGUGCUAUCAAUCAUUGGCUGCCUAGCAGCUCAAGCAGAAGAUGGCAAGUUUUUCGGUCCAAGCUGGAAAACCGAGCCAGAGAACCUGAUACUUCCCAUCCAUUCUACUGAACAAGAGGCUGUUUUAAGCUGUGAUGCGUCUGGCGUCCCGUCUCCUCAAUACAGAUGGUCUCUAAACGGAACGCUCAUUGAUCUUCGUGGCGACGAGAGGCGUCGCCUGUCUGGAGGUAACCUGAUCAUUACCGGCCUGGAUCGAGACCAAGACAGCGGCAUCUACCAGUGCGCUGCCUUCAAUGCCCGGGGAACCGUUCUCAGCCAGAAAGCCACACUACAAUUUGCAUAUUUGGAAAACUUCAAAACGCAGAUGAGAAGUGCUGUGAAUGUGAGGGAAGGUCAAGGUGUCGUUUUGUUAUGUGGCACGCCUUUGCAUUCUGGAGAGCUUACCUUCACCUGGGUCUUCAACGAGUACCCUAACUUCGUCCAGCAGGACAGCCGGCGCUUUGUAUCCCAAGAGACGGGGAAUUUGUACAUAGCUAAAGUGGAACCGUCGGACGUGGGGAAUUACACCUGCGUGGUCAACAACACUAUUACAAGGGAGAGAGUGUUUAGUUCACCGACGCCUUUAGUGCUGAGAAAUGAUGGAGCAAUGGGAGAGUACGAGCCCAAAAUAGAGCUUCAUUUUCCAGACACCAUCCCAGCUGCUAAAGGAUCGACACUGAAGCUGGAAUGCUUUGCUUUGGGAAAUCCAGUUCCUAAGAUCAGCUGGAGAAAAACCAGCGACGCCCCGUUUCCAAGCAAAGUCAAACUGAAGAAUUCCAAUGCCAUUCUGGAGAUUCCGAAUUUUCAGCAGGAGGAUACUGGGACGUAUGAGUGUAUAGCAGAAAACAGUCGGGGCAAGAAUUCGGCACGGGGUCGAGUGUCUUUCCAUGCGACACCUCAUUGGCUGCAGGCGGUGACGGACACGGCAUUGUCCAUUGAGGAGAAUCUGCUUUGGGAGUGCAAAGCCAAUGGAAAACCAAAGCCCUCCUAUACCUGGCUGAAGAAUGGAGAGACUCUCAUGUCUGAGGGCCGAGCGCAGAUAGAGAACGGCGCCCUUUUCAUCUCCUCGCUGAAUCUUUCGGAUGUUGGGAUGUACCAGUGUGUGGCAGAGAACAAGCACGGGAUCAUUUAUUCCAGCGCCGAACUGCUGGUACUCGCCUCUUCUCCCAGUUUUUCCCAGAAUCCUUUGAGCCGUGUGCUUAAGGCCCGCACGGGUAGUGAUGUUACCUUAGACUGCAGGCCACGUGCGUCGCCCAGAGCCAUUAGCCUGUGGAAGAGAGGGAGUGAGGUACUGCAAAGAAAUGAAAGGAUUUCUCUCUUCGCCAAUGGGACACUUAAGAUUGCCAACGUAACUAAGCGAGAUGGAGGUAGUUACACAUGCGUCGCGAAAAACCAGUUUGGCACCGCAAGCACAACCAGAAAACUGGUGAUCACCGAGCCCACGAGGAUCAGCCAGGGUCCUAUCAGCACAGAGAUCACUGUGGGCGAGAGCAUCGUGCUGCCCUGUCAGGUGACCGCUGAUCCAGCCCUGGACGUGGCCUUCUCAUGGGCCUUUAACGGUCAGCCUAUUGAUUUUAAUCAAGACGCGGACCACUUUGAAAGAGUUGGAGGGAGCUUUUCCGGCGACCUUAUGAUUCGAAACAUCCAGCUUAACCACGGAGGGAAAUACGUUUGCCUCAUCGACACAGAUGUCGAGAGUCUGUCCACUGAUGCAAUAUUGGUUGUUAAAGGUCCCCCCAGUCCACCAGAUUUGGUGGUGGUAGAAGAAGUCACGGAUAGCACGGCCCAGCUGUCAUGGAGCCCAGGACAGGACAACGGAAGUCCCAUUACAGGAUACGUCAUCCAGGGCAGGACUCCCUUUACUGUGGGCUGGCAAGCCGUUGACACGGUUCCUGAGGUGAUCAAUGGGAACACUCUGACUGCGACAGUAGUGGGUUUGAACGCCUGGGUGGAAUAUGAGUUCAGAGUUCUGGCCAGUAAUGGUGUUGGGAUGGGAGAGCCAAGUCCACCAUCCACCAAGAUCAGAACUGAGGACGCUAUGCCUGACACAGCGCCCACUGAAGUUGGAGGUGGAGGAGGAACCAAGUCGGAAUUAGUGAUAACGUGGGAGCCUGUUCCAGAGGAGUUGCAGAACGGAGAGGGCUUCGGUUACAUCAUCGCCUUCCGUCCAGUGGGCACGGUCACUUGGACCCGCGCCGCGAUCUCAGCGCCUAGCCUCACCCGUUACGUUUUCCGCAAUGACACCAUCCCGCCUUUCUCACCCUUCAAUGUCAAAGUGGGAGCGUUCAACAACCGAGGGGAAGGGCCGUUCAGCUCCAUAACAACCGUGUUCUCGGCAGAGGAAGUGCCGAGCGUAGCACCGGAUAAAGUUUUAGCAAGAAGUCUGUCGGCGGCCGACAUCGAGGUUUCCUGGGAGCCUAUCCCAUCCACACCCGAAAGGGUUCUUGGAUUUGAGGUGGUGUACUGGGAAGACGACACCAAGCCGGAUACGGUGGGUAAAGUGAGGAUUACUGGAAACUACACAGCGGUGAAUGUUAGCGGACUGCAGGGGAACACUCAGUAUUAUGUAGCGGUGUGCGCUUUUAAUACUGCAGGAACCGGCCCUCAGUCUGCACCCGUCAAUGUCACCACUAAAAAACCACCACCUGGGCAGCCCCCUCAAAAUGUAGAGUGGAAUCUGAUUGGCUCUCAGCUCAUGCUUCAGUGGGAUCCAGUCAUAGCUCUCGAAACAGAAUCUGAAGUCACUGGCUACAUAAUACUGUACAGAAGACAUCGAAAUAACGACAUGUACUCCAUCAUCACCAACAAAACAUCCGUGGAAUUGACCCUCAACCCAAACGACAACUACGUCAUACAGAUCAAGACCCUCAGUGAAGGGGGACUGGGGGAAGGAAGUGAGCCAAUCCACAUCCACCAACUCAGCAUGGGUGCUCGGGGAUCCAAAGCGGGAAGGCUGUGCGCUCUCUCUCUCUCUCCUCUGCUAAUAUGCGCUCUGUCGACGCUCAGUGCCUCCUGAUGUUUGAGCACCAGACACGGGCACAGUGAAAAACACGUACAAACUUUCUGCUCUUCGCGCAAUCGAGUCUUAUCCGAUGGGAUUCCCCAACUCCGGCGGCAUGUGUGUUGGAGAUUCUGCAGGAUGUUGAAACGUCACAUGGGAGAAUUCCUCAUUUGUCAACAUGAAACAGAUUUAUUGAGGUGUUUGGAUUGGCACAGAUGAGCUAUAGUAUUAUAACAGCUUGUUUGGCACUUUAAACCCAGGAAUAAGAAAUGCAACGGCUCGGUUCACACUGCACACAAAUCUGAUUUGGUUUUCAGAUCUUUGAGAGGGUUUGAUCCAGAACAUUGUUUUUGCGUUACACAUUUUGAAAUGCGUCUCGAAUUCCAGAAAAAAUUAAAUAAAGAAACGUCAUGACCAUUCAGAUACACAUGUGCCAAGAUCAGAUUGUUUAGACUACAAAAGCAAAUAGCCUUGAAUAUAAUGCACCAAAAAUCAGAUUUUUGCUGCCUGUUUGAACAAAGCCACAACGCUCAACGUUUCGUGCAUAUGUUGAUUUCUUUAUGUACUGUACAGUGCCAAUGUGUGCAUCCUUCAUCUUGCGCUCUGAUCUUCGAGAACAAACAAUGCCUUAAAUUCAUGUACGCACCAAAGUAGUUGACAGAAGUCGUGCAGUUGAGUUGCAUUCAAAGAGGACAAGGGCUGACAAAACUGCUAGAAAGAUGCUCUUAUGUGCUGAUUUUGGAUCUGUUUGUGGUUUCUUUUGUGUUAAGUUCUGGGUUAACAGUCAGGAGUCCUCUGCCAGUAGUUAAGAAAUAAACAUUGCUGUUCCGCUUCUACUACAGAGCCGUCAAAUUCAAAAAGGCUCUUUGUUGGGUAUUAGCAUUUUGUUUGACGCUUCAUGCCGGUUUAAUUAUAGAUGUGUUAAGCGUUAAGGCUUUUCCUGAGAGUUUUUGCUCCGAAUGUCAACCGGUUGAAACACAUCUUAGUUUCCUUUCUGUUGCCAUCCCGCUGUACCGCGCCGAUCACAACUCAUUCAUGCUUUUUACAUUGUACAAAAUAGGCAAAUUGCUAAAAAGCAUAAAAUUCAUACAAUAGAUUUGAAUAUGCCUUGAAAGCAUUGAAAGUGUCAGGCACUUUGGAAAGCAAGCACUCGGUCAGAAUUACCAACGUCUCACGCACCUCUAUCAGUACGUAAAUAAAGACUCGAGAAAGUUUGUCAGAAGUGGCGAGAUGCGGAGCGUUGCUGGAAGUGGGACUUGCAUGAAAGUUUUAUAGCUCUAAUGGCCUUGCAGAUGUGAAAAGGUUAAAAGCCUUGCAAACAAGUUGCGUGAAAGACGAGUCCCCAGAGGUCCCUAGCAGUCUAUAUGUCUCAGAAUAAGGCCAUUAUUUAAGGUGCAUAGGACAUCGCACUCAUAGUAGAACAGGGCUGAACAGGGUUGUCGAUUUGGUCCCCGUAAAGACCACUUUCUAUACACCAUGGCCAAGCAUGAGCGAAGCAUUGAAGCCAGCUCUAGAUUAACUUGCUCAAGGAUGACUGACAUUUUAUAUAUAGUGUAGUAUCUGGGUGCCUUCAGCGAUUGAAAUUUAUAAAAACUAGAUAUACACUAAUAGGCACUAGACCUGUGCUGGGAUCCAGUAUUACAAUAUACUGCGAUAAUAAAGAUUGUGUACAUGUCAAAUACAUUAAUAAUUAGAAGUACUUUAUUAUCGGAAUUAUUUCGAUUAAAAAAAUGCGCAUUAGUUUCUUUUCCAUGAACUGGCUUUGUGUAUAAAUGAAACGUACAGUAUAUUAGAGUGACUAAAGCAUAAAAAAGCAUGGAUUCUGUUAUAGUAAAACAUAGGUCAAAUAAUACUCUAUACACUUUUAUCUGGACUAAAACACGCCAGUCCAACAUUAGUUGAACAUUUUCAAAUUCUUUUUAAUUUGAAUGUUUUAUUAAAAUGAUUAAAAAAGUUAUUAUGAAAUAUUCCGAUUUUUUAAGUUGUCAAACUUGUUAUUAAAAGUAAAACAAUUAUGUUUUUCAACUUGAUUUUGUAACAAAAUGUGGCACCAUGAUAAUCUCGCAUACCGUGCUAAAAGCUGUAUUUACCGUGAUAUGGAAAUUUGAUAUCCGUCACAUGCCUAGUUGGCAACUAUGUAUUGCAUUACCAACAUACGGUGAUGCUCAUUUCAUGCACCUUCAAUUCAAUGUUAUUAAAAGGACAACAAUGCCUUUUUCAACCAGUUUUUUAAUACCGUAUACCGCGAUGAAAAGGAAUAGCAUCAAGCGCAUUUACCGUGAUAUGAAAAUUUGAUACCAUCACAUGCCUAGUCGGCACCUAUGUAUUGCGUUAUACCAGAAUAUGGUGAUGCUCAUUUCAUUCAGCUUUAAUUCUGAAUCACUAUUUGAGCCCCCAGUAAGACACCUCGAUAAUGACCUUUAACACGAGGUUGGCUGCCAGGCAGUAGUCCCUUCACCGGACAAUAUGUUUCUGGCUCUUUCAUGACAGUAUCAGGCUGCGGUAACUAUAAUUUGCACCCGUUCUGUUGAAAGUCAGAAGCAGACGCAAGGAAGUGAACCAAGGUGACACAGCCUUCUCUCUAACUGUUCUGAACAGGUGCGGUACAGCUCAUAAAAAAGUUAGCAAGAGGCUAAAAAAGAGGCUACACACCCACAAUCAGGACAGCCUAUCUGUUCUCCUUCGAGCAUUCAUAAAGGUCUGGGCACCUUGAUUAGGCUGCAGUGGCCCAGUCAAUGGGAUAUCGAUUUUUCUGCUCUAUACUGCGGCUGUCACAAUGCCGCCUCCUGAUUGACUGAUGCCGAUGUUUCUGUUGGCCAUCUUGGAUUGAGUUUGCGCUUUGAGUGUCAGAAAUGACCUUGCCCUUUCUUCUUUUAGUGGUAACCGAGUGGAAUGUUGGCAAAAUAGUUCUUAGUAGAUGAACUCACCUCUUAUAUACUUUUUCAUUAAGAAAUAUCUUUACAGUAAUGCAUCACACUACAUAAGAGAAGUUUCAAGAAGUCAAUUGGCAAACAGCAUUUCAUGUUGACUUUAAAGGGAGUGCCACAGACAGUUUUACUUGGUUUUGUACGGUUGAGUGUUCUUUAUAGUUCCGUAGUUUGAAAUGAUUUAUAAGCAGUACAUUAUUUGGGAAACUGCUUUUUUUAUUUAACAUAGUAAAAUGACAAUAGACAUGGUCUGUAUUAUUUUGUAUUACAGUAAUUACAAAGCGAGCGCUGCUUAUUAAUUGCACCCCUUGUCGCUAAUAACAUGUUACCAAUUGGUGAUUUUUCCAUUUCCUGUUUGGUUCCUUUUAUUCUAAUGCGGACCGUCAGCCUUCAGUACACUAUUAGCUAUUGAUGCAUACCAAUGCUGAAACAAUAAUUGUUGUUUAAUGUUUUUUUCGUACUCUUACAGUUGUGCUUUCUAAUUCCCCUCAUUUUGUGUAAACAGUAUAAUCAGUGAGUUUCAUUUCUUCCUAUUAUGGUUUCCCCUUUGGCUAAACUUUAAUGAUAUGUUCAUAAUCCGAGCUCUUAAUGACAUGAGAGAUCUUAUCAAUACAAUCCAAUUACGUUUCUUAGUAACCUGAAAUGAAAAAUGACCCUACCUUUGCCAGAUGUAAAUAGCUGCUAUAUAUUUUUAGAGUCGGCCGGCUUUGACACGCCCUUUUCUAUAGCACACGGCCCUGAGAAUUUAAUACUGAUGUAUUAAUGAAUAAUCUCUGUGAGAUGCCUUGCAUAGAAUUGACAUUUUCAUAUUGAAAAGUAACCGUUUUGUCUUGUAUACUAAAUCUGUGCAUGUGGCAAAUUGUUUGGUGAAUUUGUGUUGAGUUUUAUAAUCCUGUUAAAAACUUAAUAAAAACGU
Triplophysa rosa is the source of this 7408-nucleotide messenger RNA. It is a transcript of the gene cntn3b, whose product is annotated as contactin 3b. The transcript is spliced from 23 exons. The coding region runs from base 500 to 3580 and encodes 1026 amino acids. Gene Ontology annotation, molecular function: cell-cell adhesion mediator activity. The record is from RefSeq and is a predicted model, not a curated record. Gene Ontology annotation, biological process: brain development; cell-cell adhesion. Lineage: Eukaryota; Metazoa; Chordata; Actinopteri; Cypriniformes; Nemacheilidae.